Messenger RNA from Chelonus insularis, 2571 nucleotides. It is a transcript of the gene RtGEF, whose product is annotated as Rho-type guanine nucleotide exchange factor. Gene Ontology annotation, cellular component: cytoplasm. The transcript has 10 exons. The record is from RefSeq and is a predicted model, not a curated record. NCBI's taxonomy places the organism in Eukaryota, Metazoa, Arthropoda, Insecta, Hymenoptera, Braconidae. The coding region runs from base 392 to 2116 and encodes 574 amino acids. Gene Ontology annotation, molecular function: guanyl-nucleotide exchange factor activity; protein binding.
UUUAAUAAAUUCGUAUUAUCAUUUUAUAUUUCUAUACUUUUAGAUCCACAACAUUCUCUGAAGUGUUUUAAAACUGUGGAGUCGUUAGCUAAUAAUAAAUUAAUGACGUUAAGUGGUGAAAAUAGAAAUAAAAUGAAAAAAAUGUGAUGUUAUAAGUUCUUUAUCAAUUCAAAGUUAGAAUUUCAUUGUUGAACAUAAAUAUUGUUAAGUAGAAAAGCUAGAAUUUCAGUAAAAAUAAUUGAUGACUAAAAGUAGCAGAGUUAAAGUUUAAAUCUAAAAAAGGAACCAAGUGUAUUUAUAAUUCAGUAUUUAAGAAGAAAUCCUUGGAAAAGUCUCUCAGCAUCAGUUCAGCUCAAUACCUAGUUCAUAUUAUUUUUAUUAUCGUAAUACAAUGUCAAAGUCUGAAUCGCCAAAAUUAGUUACUGCUUUAUUUUCUUUUAAAGGAAAGAACAAUGACGAGUUAUGCUUUAAAAAGGGCGAUGUCAUAACUAUUACACAAACCGACGAUGGAGGUUGGUGGGAAGGUACCUUGAACGAGAAAACUGGCUGGUUUCCAUCCAACUAUGUCAAGGAAUAUAGAUCGCCUGAUGCCGGACAUUCCUCGGUAAAGUCAUCACCAGAGAAAACUAAUCAGGAAUUACCAGUGCAUCAGAGAUUCAAUAGAGAUAUAGUAAUAAAAGAUUUAGUAGAUUCUGAAAGAGCCAAUGUUGCAGAGCUUCAAAGUCUGGUUAAUAAUUUCCUUCAGCCACUAGAGCUUGCAAAUAUAUUGAAAAAAGAAGAGUACAAACAAUUGAUUGGAAACAUAAAUGAAGUAUUGGAGAUCCAUCAGAAAUUAUUAACAAAUUUAGAAACUGCAGUAACUCAAGGGCCUGACUGCAGAAUUGGCAAUUUAUUUCUCACACUUGCUCCACGAUUAAAAUCCAUUCACAUGACAUAUUGUAAUGGUCAUCCACAAGCAGUAUAUAUUCUUGAUCAAUACAGAGAUGAAUUAAAUGAGUUUAUGGAACGUAGUGGUGCUGUAACUCCAGGAAUAUUAGUUUUAACAACUGGACUUAGCAAGCCAUUUCGUCGAUUAGAAAAAUAUGCAGCUCUGCUACAAGAAUUGGAAAGACACACUGAAAAAAAUCAUUCCGAUCGUGGUGAUACACAGCGAAGUGUAUGUGUUUAUCGAGAGAUUGCCGAGAGAUGUACGUUCAUAAGAAAACAAAAGGAAUUAGCACUUCACAUAUUAACAAGUGGAAUUAAAGGAUGGGAAGGAGAAGAAUUGAGUUCUCUCGGUGAAAUUUUACAUGUUGGACCAGUAACAAUUCUUAUGGGUGCAGAAAGGCGAGAUAGAUAUUUUGUAUUAUUUCCUAUGACAUUAUUAGUUCUCAGUACAAGCUCACGCAUGAGCUCUUUUGUAUACGAAGGCAAAUUACCAUUAACUGGCAUCAAUGUAGUUCCGUUAGAUAAUACCGAAGAUAUAAAAAAUGCUUUCGAAAUAUCUGGGCCAAUGAUUGAAAAUAUAAUUGUACUUUGCACACAUAGAAACGAACGGUAUCAGUGGAUCGAGCUAUUAACACAAGACCAAUCAUCAUCCGGGUUGUUAAAAUCACCGACCUUGUCUCACACGAGCAAUCAAUCGACGGGGAAACUUCUACUUCAGGACUGCAAUUUGUCACCAGGGACUAAAACUCCUUGGGGUCUUGCUUCUUUGAGACCCGCUCCGCCGAUUUAUUUAAAAGCCUACGGCAAAUUUGAUUCUGGAGAACUUUGUCGUUCACCUAGAACAGCCAAUGAACGCCAGUUUGAAGAUGAUGCAAUUAUACUGAAAAUUAUCGAAGGUUACUGUAUGACUGUCAAUGCAAGAUUUACUGUUCAUUCUGCUGUUUUAGAUAAUGAUUCAUCUAAUAAGCCACGCGAUAGAGUAUCAGUAAUGAAUAAUAGAGUAGGAAAUUUGGAUCUCUUUGGAGAAAGGUAUCUGUCUAAAGUUGUGGAAAACUUAAUGAAUCAAGUUGGCGAUCUACAAAACCAAGUUACACAACUGACAAAACAAUUAGACGAAGAAAAACAGUCACGAUUACUUUUAACUGCUGCAAUGAAACGAAUUGGUGCAAUAGAUAAUUUUGUGCCUUAGUAAUUAUUUAAGAAAAAAAUUAACAAUAAUACUGUGCCUCAACAAUCGUACAAUGGAAAAAGAAACUUACGUGACAAAUUGUCAAAUAUUUUUUUAAAAUAAAUUAUAAACAUAGAUUUUUUUAAAUUAAUUUUGUGAUAUAAAAUUGUUUUGUUUGAGUUUGAUGUAACGAUAACGAAAAAACAUUUUAAUAAGUUUUUAUGUAUCGAUCUCAUCAAGUUAUUUUCCAUUAAUUUUUUAAAAUACUUAUUCAAUUUACAGGAGUUAUAUUUUUAAGUAGUUUUAUUAACUAACGGACUGCAAUUAAUCAUCACAUUGACUUUUCAUUGUAUUAUGUAAUUCAUAAACGCCAUAGCAAUUGUUUCAAUUUAAUUUUAAGAUGUUUCUGAUAAAAACGUUUAUUAAAUAAUUUACAUUUAUAGAACAAACAAACGAAUAAAAAUGCAACAAAUAUG